Messenger RNA from Cotesia glomerata, 944 nucleotides. RefSeq lists its product as uncharacterized. NCBI's taxonomy places the organism in Eukaryota, Metazoa, Arthropoda, Insecta, Hymenoptera, Braconidae. The record is from RefSeq and is a predicted model, not a curated record. The coding region runs from base 1 to 891 and encodes 296 amino acids. The transcript has 2 exons.
AUGUUUGGUCGUUCCAUUAGUAAAUAUGGUGUAAAAUAUACCCGCUAUAUUGGUGAUGGUGAUAGUGCUACCCACAAAGGACUUAUAGAUUUGAAUCCUUAUGAUAUUCCUGUUGCUAAAUUGGAAUGCUAUCUACAUGUGAAAAAAAGAAUGGGAACACGUUGCCGAAAUGUAAAGAAAACUAAUAAGAAUUUAGGAGGAAAAAGUAAAACAUCACAAAAGUUAACUGUAAAUUUAAUAAAUAAACUCCAAAAAUAUUAUGGUCUGGCAAUUAUGAGGAAUCAAGAUAAUGUAGAUGAAAUGUAUAAAGCAAUCUGGGCAACAUUUUAUCAUUUCUGUUCAACUGACAAAAACCCAAAUCAUAAAAAUUGUCCAGAAGGCGCUGAAAGUUGGUGCGCUUAUCGCCGCGCGGAAGCUGAAGGAAUCACUAGUACAUUUAAACACGAUUACCUCCCACUGGAUCCAGAAGUACAAAAAGCUAUAAAACCUAUUUAUGAAGACUUAUCUCGACAUGAAUUGCUUGAUAGAUGUAAAGGUAACAAUACUCAAAACAACAAUGAAAGCUACAACGGUUUACUUUGGCACUUUUCACCCAAGCAUCUUCAUAAUGGCUUCAAAACUAUUGAAUUGUCAAAUAAUUUCGCAACUGCAAUAUUUAAUGACGGUUAUUCGUCAAUUUUGAAGAUGUUCAAUCUAAUGGGAGUGAUAGUUGGACCUGCAGCAAGAGAUUUUGCGGCUCUUAAGGACAACACGAGAAUACGAAUCGCUGAUCAUCGCCAAAGGGCUUCUUCAAAAGAAGGUCGAUCCUCUCGAAGAAAAGCUUCUUCAGCUGAACAAGCCCUUUUCGAAGAAGAGGAAGGUGAAUUAUAUGGCCCUGGAAUAGCAGAUUAGCUAUUUCAUCCACGGAGAAGGCCGGAAUCACUGCAGCAGUGAAGGACCUUUUU